AAAUCAACCUUAGAAACCACGCACUCUGUCCCGAAAAUCCAUGAGGAUAUUGUGUUUCUUUUACACUCUCGAGUACACCCACUCCGAUAAAUAUCUCUACUCAUCCAUAGCACAAAUCAUAGUCCUUUUCAUUUCUUUCCCUACUGCCCUCCCAUUUAUAUUCUGUACCAAGCCCUCUAUUCUCCUCAUCACUUAGCUCUCACUCUCUCUCUCUCACUCUCUCUCUCUCUCUCUCUCUCUCUCUCUCUCUCUCACUUUGUGUCAAGGUUCUUUGAGUGAUAUAGGAAAAUGGGUGAUAUUUCUUGCUCCAAUGGUAUUUCAAAUGGGAAUGGAGUUCAUGGAAAAGAACUUCCAUUAAAUGGUUAUAGGAAGAGCUGUUGGUAUGAGGAAGAGAUUGAAGAGAAUUUGAGAUGGUCCUUUGCUCUCAAUAGUAUAUUGCAUACAGGAGCUACUCAGUACCAGGACAUUGCGCUGUUGGACACAAAGCCCUUUGGAAAGGCUCUAGUAAUUGAUGGAAAGCUUCAAAGUGCUGAGACUGAUGAAUUCAUCUACCAUGAAUCUCUGGUUCAUCCAGCACUUCUUCAUCAUUCAAAUCCAAGGACCAUUUUUAUUAUGGGAGGAGGUGAAGGUUCCACAGCAAGAGAAAUUCUUAGACAUAAGACUGUAGAGAAGGUUAUUAUGUGUGACAUUGAUGAGGAAGUGGUUGAUUUUUGCAAGUCUUACUUAAUUGUAAACAGGGAAGCUUUCUGUGAUCCAAGACUUGAUCUCAUCAUCAAUGAUGCAAGGGUUGAGCUAGAAAGCAGAGAAGAGGCUUAUGAUGUGAUCAUAGGCGACCUGGCUGACCCAAUUGAGGGAGGCCCAUGUUAUAAACUCUACACCAAAUCCUUCUAUGAGUUUACUGUCAAACCUAGACUGAAUCAGGGUGGCAUAUUUGUCACACAGGCAGGACCAGCUGGAAUAUUCAGCCAUACAGAAGUAUUCUCUUGCAUUUACAACACUUUAAGACAGGUUUUCAAAUAUGUUGUGCCGUACUCAGCUCAUAUUCCUUCUUUUGCUGAUACUUGGGGAUGGGUUAUGGCUUCUGAUUCUCCCUUUGUGCUGAAUGCUGAUGAGUUAGACCUUAGGAUGAAACACAAGAUCAAGGGAGAGAACAGAUAUCUUGAUGGGAAAACAUUUUCAUCGGCAUCUACCUUGAGCAAAGCAGUUCGAAAUUCGCUGGAUAACGAGACUCAUGUGUACACAGAGGGAACAGCAAGGUUUAUAUAUGGUCAUGGUAGUGCCUAUAAGAACAAUCAUGGAUGAGAAAUGGAAUAGAAGGGAGCCCCUAGCAAAGAACACAGAAAUAUAAGACUGCAAGUACUGGAACACAAUCUUGGGUGUAUUAUCUAUAUUUCCAAUUUUCCUUUUUUUCUUUUUUCUUUUUUUUGUAUGCGUACUUACUUGAAAGGUAUGAUAUAAUGGUCAUGGAUGGUCUUUGUGUUUCUCUCUUCAUAAGGGAGUAA
Quercus robur (English oak) is the source of this 1502-nucleotide messenger RNA. Its product is annotated as thermospermine synthase ACAULIS5-like. The transcript is spliced from 10 exons. Bases 289 to 1302 code for a protein of 337 amino acids. NCBI's taxonomy places the organism in Eukaryota, Viridiplantae, Streptophyta, Magnoliopsida, Fagales, Fagaceae. Gene Ontology annotation, biological process: polyamine biosynthetic process. Gene Ontology annotation, molecular function: thermospermine synthase activity. The record is from RefSeq and is a predicted model, not a curated record.